Messenger RNA from Scatophagus argus, 5047 nucleotides. RefSeq names its product mRNA decay activator protein ZFP36L1. Bases 1693 to 2934 code for a protein of 413 amino acids. The record is from RefSeq and is a predicted model, not a curated record. Lineage: Eukaryota; Metazoa; Chordata; Actinopteri; Scatophagidae. The transcript is spliced from 2 exons. Gene Ontology annotation, molecular function: mRNA binding; metal ion binding.
AAAUCACUGUUAUGAUAUUUUCCAUCCUGCUGCCUUUCAACCAUUCUUACUGAACUAAAUUUGCAUUUUAAUAUAACAGCAAACUUUGAAAUGAUAGUGAUGAUGAAACAUAAGUGUUAGAUCACCACUGACCCACAUGUCAGAACUUGUUCUUAUCUCUUAGAAAUGUGGAGUGAUGAGUAUACAAUUGUCAGUUUAACUUGUGGCAUUUCAGUGCCAUCAGAAUAUAGUAUUCCAAUCAGUGAUAUCAUUUCUGCUCCCACGGCAGUCUCCCAUUUGUGAGAUGUUCAAUAACUAAAACUUAACUAAAACUAGGUGGCCCACAGUCUAAUACAUUCACUCUGAAUGUAAACCUGUGGAAAUUAUCCAGUCAGCAUGAAUUGUAGUUUUUUAAGAGUUUUUCUUUUUUUUCCAAAAACUUGAUUGCUUUGAAUUUGAAUGUGUUUUUAUUGCUCUUAAAAGUUGAUGAGUUUUAUUUCCUGUUGUUAUUGUUGCGACAAAACAACAUUGGAUAAUGGAUAUUCAAUGAAGAAGGGAGAAAAUGCAUUUAAUGGAGAAAUCACAUAGAUAAAAAAAUUUAUGGAAUUUGCUGUAUUGUCACCUUCCAGAAAGAGUCAUGUUAUGAAAUUCAGCAUUUAAGGUCAAAUUGUUAAAAACUAAAAAUCAGGUUGAAUAAUGUUUUUGUGUUUAUACAGCAUAUUUCUUGUUUCAUUUUCAGCUUGAUCGCAUGAAUGAGGAUUGUUGUAGCGUAAGGGAAAACACUUGAUUCAAUUUAUUUAUAUAGUGCCAAAUUACCACAAAGGUUGCCUCAUGACACUUUCCAAUUAGAGCAGGUCUAGACCAAACUCUGCAAUUUCAUUUUUGGUACAAAGAGGCACAAAAAAAAAAUACAUGAGCAUGCACUUGGUGGGAGUGGCGAGGAAACAAAAAUAUAAUGAAUAACAACCCAUACAUGGAAAAGAAAAGCUGUGAAAAGUAUGUUUCAUACACACAAAAAUGCACUUUAUAAUAUUUUUAAUGACACUGUUGCAGAUGCACUUAGAAUUGUGAAUGUUUUUGCUAUUUGCAGCACUUCUCAUUUUCUCCUUAGCUUUAUGGAUCCUAAAAAAAAUAGGGAACAUUAUGUUAGGAAAAGAAGAUUGCAACUGUAAGGAUUUGAUAAUGAUAAGGUAGAAAAGUAGCUUCUUUCAGCACCCUACCCUUCUUUCUGUGGCCACCCUGCCCCCCAGCACACAUUACAAUGCUAGACUCCAUCCCCCAUACCCCCCCCCCGGAACAGGGUGGGUGUGUAUGCAUGGGUUUCCCCAACUAUUUAAGCAGAUUCCGACAGAUGGUUGAGGAACUUUUCUCCUGGGGUUAAGUUGCUCUUUCUCUCAACGUACUGCCUCAAAACGGACCUGACUACUCAUUUUCUCUACCCCAAAAAAUAUAUUUUUCAGUUUCAUGGACAAGCAGUUUUUCUUCCUCUGUCCAUCUAAAAACAACAUUCAAAGUGAAAUCUCUGAUACUUUGAACUUUAUUUUGUUUUGUUUUUUUUGUUUUUUUUACUGCUGCUCCUCAACUCCCCAAGACCAGACUUGGAGUGUCUUGCUCUUUCUUCUCUUCGGACCCAGCAUCUUUUUGCCCUCCAAAGCCUUCCUUCAUUGUGGGAAAAGACAUCCAUCUUUUUCAUACAGGACGGUGAAGUGAAUCAUGCCUUCCCACUUUCUAACGCCUUUCCUUGAACUAGAUGAAGAGUUUUGCAAGAGUUUCCGCGGCCUUGAGGCAACAGAUGGUUCGCCUACCAGCUCACAGCAGCAGCAGCACAGUCUCAGAGUCCUGGGCUUCCAGCGUCGACAUUCUCUCUGCCCCGUGACCCUCCCAAACUCCAAAUUCAACAGCAGCGGCUCUGAGGUGACUGAUUCAGCGUGCUGGGAGCUUAACAUGGCCUCCAAUCAGCAGUGGAGCAGAGAGAGUCAGCUUCCCCUCUCCUCGCUCAGCCACAUCCCAUUCAGAGUCGACCGCUCAGCCAGCAUGAUUGAAGGCAACAUCGGUAGCUUGGGGGCCAGAGAGGACAAAAUAUCAAAUGUGUCCCCUCCACUGCUGCUUUCUCCACCAGGUCUCUGCAUCAGCAACACAUCUGUCUCCUCCACUACUUCUCCCUCUGUCUCCAGACCCCUGGCCCCUUCACCUCAUAUCUCCACCCGGUACAAGACUGAACUGUGUCGCACCUAUGAGGAAAGUGGGACCUGCAAGUAUGGCACCAAAUGCCAGUUUGCCCAUGGCUUGGAUGAGCUGAGAGGCCUCAGCAGGCACCCGAAGUACAAGACUGAGCCAUGUCGCACUUUCCACACGAUAGGUUUCUGCCCGUAUGGUGCCCGCUGCCACUUCAUCCACAAUGCUGAUGAGCUCUGUGCUGGCAACACUGCUGUACUUAAUCGGAAACAUAAACUGAGGCCACCUCUGCUGCGUCACAGCCUGAGCUUUGCAGGCUUCUCAUCUCCACAGACUUUCCAAACAGUUGAGGAGUCUCAACCCUCUUCCCUCCUCUUUACCAGGGCCUCCUCUGUCUCCCCUUCACUCUCUACAGGGAGCCCAGAGCUCCUCUCUCCUCUCUUCCCUGAGCCAGGGACACUGAAGAAUUCUCCCUACUCCUUUUCUGGCAUCUCUGAUCUAGCAGGAGACAGUAGUGAUUUGGCUCUGCGCUUUUGUGGUGUGAGUGAUUCAGUCAGUUCCAAGUGUCUCUCCUCCAAAAACCCAAACCUCACCCAGCAACUGCCAGUCUCUUUCAGCGCCCCACCUGGCCUACAUCGCUGUUCCUCGGCUGACUCCCUCUCUGAAGAAGGCUACACCUCUUCCUGCUCCAUCAGCUCCUCCGCCAGUGGCACAGAGUCACCAAGCUUUGAAGGCCGACGCCUGCCCAUCUUUAGCCGCCUCUCUGUUUCAGACGAGUAGGGAAAGAUUUUACCAUGGGACUGAAUUUAAACAGGAAUAGAAGGUCUAAUUGUUUAACUGUAUGUGACCAGCAUCUGAUAUUUGGUUUUUGUCAUGUUAUUUCCACACAGUAUAGGGUCUAAAUGAAGUAAAAACUCCAAGUUCAGAUAUAAGUCACAAAGGAUUAAAACUUUAGGUUUUCAGCUCCUGCCUGAAUUCGUCCAGGUAAACAAACCUAACUUUGUGCAUAUUGCAUUUCUCAUCCAAGCAGUUGUAACACUGCUCAGUGUUCGUCCAGUUUUAGCUGACUUCUCUUUUUGUUUGUUAUUUUUGUAAUAUUUUUUAUGUCAUUGUUACUGCUGUAUACUGUUGUAUACCCACUUUUAGAGAAUACCUAGAGGGUUCUUCACUUAAGUUUUCCUGCUCAGUGGGAAGUUCUGUGUGAGAACUUCCUGUACACAGAUCUAAGAAGGAUUAUAUUUAUGCUGUUUGGCCUAUGACUGGUGUGCUGUCCACUAAAUACAUCAGUGUUGUGUUUUUACAGAUUUCAUUUUGCUGCUUACAAAGUGUUAAAAUGAUGCCACCCAGCAGCACUUCUCCAGUCGUAUUUAAGGCUCUCUGACUGUACAAAACCAACCUCUUGUCCAUCAGUAAGAGGGUUAAAUAACUGUAUGCUGUCAGUAAUUGACUGAUUGGUGGAUUGUAUGGCUGUUGCCACUUGAUUGUAUUGUCAGCUAAUUUAACAGCCUGGCAAGGAAGUUGCUAAGUCACAAGUGUAGGCAUCCCACUGACUCUCUAGUGACCAAAGUUGAUGUUAGAGUUCCCUAACUUAAGAUAGGCUUUUAUUAGUCCCACACGGGAAAUUCACAGCUUCAUAAAACUGUUAACAACUAGCCUAACCUUUAGCAAUGACAGGUAAUAUACAAUGUUAUGAAUUAUUGUUGUUAAUUUAGCUUAAUACUUAUGUUAGACUUAUUUAUUGCUUUUUGUAUAAUUUGUCUCUGUCAGAGUUUGCUUUGUGAUGGUGUUUUUUUAAUACCAGAGAAAAUAUGCUUUACUUAUACAUCCAUGAUGUCCUUCUGCUUUUUACACCAUGCAGUAGCUUUAAGAAGGCUCCUGGAGAGGAGAGGAUCAAUAUAUUGGCAUUGCAUGUGUAUGUUGUCUUAUUGACCAGUCCGGGCUGAUUGGAUGUUCAUAUCAAAAGCAGCUCAAGGAGUUAGUCAGUGGUUUCUCUCUUUGACUAUAGACAUCUAGUAAUGAUAGUACACCCAAAUUUUAGAGAAGCAUCAUCUUCUGCUGUUGGUGUGAGCAUACAGUGAGUAUAGUCUCCUCUCCAGUAAGUCUCACAUUUCUGACUAAUAAUUUGGGCGGUGCUCUUAUCUAAAUAAAAACAAAGCAGUGGUGAAAUAGGAGUUUAACACACAUACAAUGCCUAAGUGUGAUUCAGCAAUGGUCAGUACCAAUUGUGAGCUCAACGAAAAAGCAAAAAUAUUUUAAUGACAAAAAAAAUUAAUAUGUGUAUCAGAACUGUUGUAUUGCUGCAUUGUAGUCUGCUGUGUUAUCGUACCUGUUUUGUUUGUUGCUAUAAACGAACAGGUGAAAAGGUGACCUUUGUUCAUAUUUUUAUCUAUCAGAGUUGCCUUGAUGACAAUGUGUUUGUAGGUUGACCUUUAUUGCACGCUAAAUAGCUAGCUAAUUCUCUGAGCAGCAGUUGAAAUCAAGAUUUGUGCUCUUUGUUUUGUGUUCUGAAGUCGACUCGACCUGCGCUGACUGCUAAGUCCAGAGACGCUUGUUGCUUACUGUUAGCAUGACUUGACCGAAAACCUAUUUUGUAACUUUUGUUAACUUAAAGUCUUAUUUAUUUUGUUUUUCAAAGCAAAAGCUAUAUUGCAUUGUUUGAUGUGGGUUUUUUGUUUCACAUAACUUAAGUACAUUUAUUGUUUACAUUUCAUGAGUGAUGUUGAUACCCUAGCUCUUUAUCUUAAUAUAUUUGUCUAUCUUAUUUCAAAAUAAAAGUCUUGGAACAAUAAGACUUGUUUUAUGAAUGGUUACACUUUUCUGUCAUUUUGUUUCAUAGUGCACAGGAAAUGGUUGAAUUUGAGUAAGAGUAUAGUUUGGAUUUAAAAUAUUUCCU